CCCGGGAGUAAUAGCGAGCGUCUGUGCUGGGUGCUGAAUGAAUGGAAGCCGCGGGGCGGGCCUGCGCGCACCGUGCCGUCGCCCCGCGGCCUGUAAGGGCCCUCGCCAGCCCCGCGCCCUCCUCCCGCCGCGGGCUGAGGCCGCCGCCGCCACUGCGCCCCACGCCGAAGCCGCGGCGGCAACCAGGAAGGUCGGAGGGAGGGUGGUUUCCUCCAGCCCCACACCCAGUCUCGGAGCCGGAUAUAUAGUGUCACGUUUGGGAGCCGAAAGCCGAGAGCGCUUUCCCCGCGGCUGGAGUACUUGCCGGAGCCUCGGGGAAGGACCGGGAUUCACAGGACUACUGGUUGAACCCCACCCGCGCCGGAGGAGCAGGAACCUCUUUCCGGAGUUCUAAAAGACAAAGAGAAGAAUCAUGUCCAUGAUUGCAGCCUUCUAUAGUGGCAAGUCCAUUCUCAUUACUGGGGCCACAGGCUUCAUGGGCAAAGUGUUGAUGGAGAAGCUGUUUCGCACCAGCCCUGACCUGAAAGUCAUUUACAUUCUUGUGAGGCCAAAGGCUGGCCAGACGACACAGCAGAGGGUUUUCCAGAUCCUAAAUAGUAAGCUGUUUGAAAAAGUCAAAGAAAUUUGUCCAAACGUGCAUGAGAAGAUCAGAGCUAUCUAUGCAGAUCUCAAUCAGAAUGACUUUGCCAUCAGCAAGGAAGACAUGCAAGAGCUUCUCUCCUGUACAAACAUUGUCUUCCACUGUGCAGCUACUGUGCGCUUUGAUGAUCAUCUGAGACAUGCCGUGCAACUUAACGUCACUGCUACCCAGCAGCUCUUGAUUAUGGCCAGUCAGAUGCCCAAGCUUGAAGCCUUCAUACAUAUCUCCACUGCCUUUUCAAAUUGUAACCUGACGCACAUCGAUGAGGUCAUCUACCCGUGCCCUGUGGAGCCAAAAAAAAUUAUCGACUCCAUGGAGUGGUUAGACGAUGCUAUUAUUGAUGAGAUCACACCCAAGCUGAUCGGGGAUCGGCCCAAUACUUACACGUACACCAAGGCCUUGGGAGAGAUGGUGGUGCAGCAGGAGAGCAGGAACCUAAACAUUGCCAUCAUAAGGCCCUCCAUUGUGGGAGCAACCUGGCAGGAGCCUUUCCCGGGUUGGGUUGAUAACUUAAAUGGACCUAGUGGGCUCAUUAUUGCGGCUGGGAAAGGGUUUCUUCGGUCCAUAAGAGGUGCUCCGAUGGCUGUGGCAGAUUUAAUUCCCGUUGAUACAGUCGUCAAUCUCACCUUGGCUGUGGGAUGGUACACAGCCGUUCACAGACCUAAGUCAACAUUAAUCUACCACUGUACAUCUGGUAACCUCAAUCCUUGUAAUUGGGGCAAAAUGGGAUUCCAAGUCUUGGCAACCUUUGAAAAAGUCCCAUUUGAGAGAGCUUUUAGGAGGCCAAAUGCAGACUUCACAGCCAACACCAUCACAAGCCAGUACUGGAAUGCAGUCAGCCACCGGGCCCCUGCCAUCAUCUACGACUUCUAUCUGCGGCUCACAGGAAGGAAGCCCAGGAUGACAAAGAUCAUGAAUCGGCUUUUAAAAACUGUUUCCAUGAUAGAGUAUUUUGUCAACCGGAGUUGGGAAUGGAGCACGUACAAUACGGAAAUGCUGAUGUCUGAGCUGAGUCCUGAAGAUCAGAGAGUAUUCAACUUUGAUGUGCGCCAACUGAACUGGUUGGAAUACAUUGAAAAUUAUGUUUUAGGAAUUAAGAAGUACUUAUUGAAAGAGGAUAUGGCUGGGAUCCCAGAAGCAAAACAACAUUUGAAAAGGCUCCGAAAUAUUCACUACCUCUUUAAUACUGCCCUCUUCCUCAUCGCCUGGCGCCUUCUCAUUGCAAGAUCUCAGAUGGCUCGGAAUGUCUGGUUCUUCAUUGUGAGCUUCUGUUAUAAAUUCCUCUCCUACUUUAGGGCAUCCAGCACGCUUAAGGUCUAAGAACACUGGGCAAGCUUUUAUCUGGAACCUUUUGGAUACCUCUAAAACAGCAAACUGUGGUUCUCAAGAUUAGGAAGUAACGAAGAAUAUGCCCAAGCUCAUUACCUGUCAAAUGUGUUGUCAUGUCUUCAUCUCUGUUUCUUACCUAUAUAUUGUUUUCAUUUCAGUGAGAGAAGGAAAGUCAUAUCCUAGCCUAUAAUCAUACAUAUCAUAGGAAAAAUUAUUUCCAGAUUGCUUCCUAACACUCCAUUCUGUGCCCUUGAAUAUAAAACACCAAAGUACAUUUAUCUGUCCAUAUUUAGGUUUUUUCCUUUGAGAGGACUAAUUUUGACUCCAUGAACAUGGAAGAACACAUGAUAGAUAGAAGCUGAAAUAUGCUAAAAGGCAGUUCUAACCUUGGAAUCAUUCUGAGGUACCCAGUAUAAAGGUUUAAAAUCAAGAUUAAGUUGAGGAAGAAUGAUCCUCAUCUUCAGAAAUACUGUAAAAGAAAUAAUUCUCUACUGAAAUCUGAGCUUCCUUUUUGUGUUAUACCAUGAAGACUUGAUUGAAGGCUGGGGGAAUUGGAAAAGUGGGUUCACAUUUAGCACUUCCCUCAACUACACCCACUUCUUAAAUCUAAAAAAAAAAAAAUGUACAGAAUGAGGGCUCAAGCGUACAUAGUUGCACUGGGACUGAUGAUGCUUGUAAGUAAAAUCAGUUCUCAUAAUUUGAAACUGACAACUGUUAUUUCUAAAUCUUUUGAAUCACCCAUUUUCCUGAUAACCUUCUCCCAAGAGUUUCCUUUUUGUUCACUGAAGUCACCAAACCCCUUAUAUUUAAGCUUAUUUUGCUCAGGCCUCAGGGUGAGAGUGACUGAUGGGAGGAAGGUACUGGCUAGAAUCUUAAAAAAAAAAAAAAAAAAAAAGUCCCCUGAUCUUUGCCAGUGAGGAAAGCAAAAUUUUAAAUGUAAAUAUUUAGUCUUUUUCCGCGAAGUGGUGAAGAUUACCCUUCUGUGAUAACCAGGACUUGCUAGUAUCUUGAUCAUUCCACUUGCACAAUGUUAACUGUACAAUGUACAGCUGAAAAGGAUAGACUUCACUAAGUGACUGUCAGUUUAGAGAAUAGGUGUUAUUUAAAAAUAUUUUAUGUAUAAUACCAAUGAAUUAAUGGGUAAAAACUAUUUAUUCUCAAAUCCCUGUAUUAAUAUAACCAUUAUCCUGACUUUCCUCGCAUUUGAGAGAUCAGUGUACAUUGGAUUGCAGCAUUUCAUGUUAAAAACAUGAAAUUAUUCAAAUAAAGUAUUUGGGACCUAAGUAAAAAUAAUCACACCUACUAGAGAAUUCACAAGCAUAAACUGGUAAGGAAGGCAGUGAUGCGUGUGCUCCCUUUCUGGACUCAUUAGUAAUCCUCAGAAAGCUGCACACAUAGUUGCAGUGCACAAGGCUUGGGGGCAGCUUCUAGUCCGGUAUUACUGGAGAUUUUUCUGAACACCGUAAAGGGCAUCUGGGGGGAACUCUUCUGGGCAAUAUCUUUCCCAAUUUCAUCUAAAGUCUGGGAACUUCUUUCCAGGGCAGAAAAACCAGCUCUGAAGCAAAGCACUUGGUGAUCUUUAGUGUGAGAUGUCUAUAUGACACUUCUGAGUUACGUGGAUUAAGAUACAAACUAUAGAUAUGAUAAAAAUGAAAUCAAGUUAUAAUUCAAUGAGAUUGGAUAAAACAUAAUUAUUCUAAGAAUUUACUAUAUUUUGAUUAUUCACCAAUUCCAUAAAUUCCACUGAUCAAGUAUUCAUUUUGACUUUUGAUUAAAUGAAAGUUUGAAUUAAAAAAAAAGUUUUCCUCUUCUAGUGUUGUAUCUUUAACUGCUAACUACUACACAUCUCCUCUCUCCCCAGAGAAAAAAAGAAUUUUCCAAAGAAACUACCAGAUGAGUAUAAAUUUUAACACAUAGAUACAUAAUGCUUAAAUGUUUUCUGAUACCAUUAAUGGGGUUACAUUUACACCCUAAGCAUGUUUUAUCUGUGGCAUUAAAGAAAUGACACAAAGUUCUGUGAUGAUUAAGCAAUAAAAAUAGGUAUCGGUAUGAAAGAAAAUCCCUAAUUAUUUUAUAUUAAGACCACUUAAUUGAAUGCCUAAUACAUACAAUUACAAUGUAAUGAGAAGAACCUUCUGUUUUGGGGGAAAAGAGGAUGGAUGGUAAGUACAAAGAAAAGGUAUCUAUGUUUCAAAAGAAGUUUUAGUAAUCCCUAUAUUCUUUACCCACAACAUACCUGAUACCGUAAUGAAUAUUUCAGUUAAAAAUAGUCACCACCUAAAGCAAUUAAUACUAGAAAAAGUUGAGGCAGAUGUGCAUACAACUCAGAAAAAACAUUUCUUAGAUAACUUACUACUAAUUUUAUACUAACCCAACACCAUCACCUCCAGUUAACAUCUCAUUCAAACAAACAGCUGAUUUAGAAUCUCAGGGUAGAUAAACUGAUCUGAGAAGGGACUAAUACCCAAAUAGUGUGUUAUCUUACAAUGGACAUAACAAAGUAGGUCAGCCUGAAGUUUCCAAACAUCAGUAAUUUUCAAAGUUCACAGGCAUCACAUAUGAAUUUCCACAGGGUUAUUUUUCUAGAACUGCAAAUCUAAUAAUUAUAUUCUGGGAAUAUGAACAACUGUCUUUAGUAAAAUGUAAUGGUUGUCCCAUGUGCCCACACAGAGAUAUGGAAAAAUGCUCACUGCUUAGAUUACUUUGUAAAUACAUAUUUUUUAAUUUAACAAAAUAAAACUAGUUGGUUUUAAGAUGUAAUUGGCUUGAGAGACAGCAGUGACCCGAAGUGGAGAUAGUUAAUGGUACACGAAUAAAAAAACGUUGGUGUGCCCUUACUUUAUUUGAUAUACUGAUUCCAACCUGGAACUAUAAAUGGGGGGGGGGGGGAGAUGUGAGGUUGGGCAACUUGUAUCAAUCCUACUUUAAAGAAAUUAAAGGUAAGUCUAAUACAAGAAAUCACCAAGUUGAUUUGCAUAACUGCUUGAAAAGAGGAAAGAUUCUAAAGUAUUUUAUAGUAGUAUCAGUUGUUGCUGAAAUUCUGCUUUAGUAUGCAGCUUUCAUCAAUGUAUACUUUCCCCCAUAUCUGCUCAUUUUUACCUUAAAAUUAUUACACAAAGUAGCAUAAAUGAGUUAUAUGAUAUUUGGAAGAGUUGUUAAUCUAAUUCCUUCUGAUAAACAUCCAAUACAGUUAGGAGUUGCUAAGAUAGAUAAAACUAUUUAAAUGUUUCACUGAUUAUAAUCUUAUAUUCAACUCUGUUGACAGUUUUAUAGACUUGAGUCAACUGCUCAAUUUGCAUCACUCAUUCACUUUUUAAUAUGAAAAUACAAAAGAAAUCCAAUCUCAUACAGUAAUUUAGCUCCAUCUGGAGCAAAAGCAAAUGUAACAGAGUGAUAUUUAAAGACUGCCAUAGUUUUCCUAUGAGGAAAAAGAAGCUUAAAUAUGAGGAACUGAGGCUUAUUUGGGGGUACAUGAUUGUAAAAGGACAAAAAUUUAUAUUUGUCAUUUAUUUAGAGUCCAAAUGUUCAGGAUUGGGACUCUAAAUGAGUCUUGUGUAUGCUCUUUUCUCUCAAAACAAAAAAACACGGCGCCUGGGUGGCUCAGUCGGUUAAGCGACUGCCUUCGGCUCGGGUCAUGAUCCUGGAGUCCCGGGAUCGAGUCCCGCAUCGGGCUC
Molecule: messenger RNA, 5643 nt
Organism: Zalophus californianus (California sea lion)
Lineage: Eukaryota; Metazoa; Chordata; Mammalia; Carnivora; Otariidae
Gene: FAR2
Product: fatty acyl-CoA reductase 2
Exons: 12
Coding region: 413-1960 (515 amino acids)
Biological process (GO): long-chain fatty-acyl-CoA metabolic process
Cellular component (GO): peroxisome
Molecular function (GO): alcohol-forming very long-chain fatty acyl-CoA reductase (NADP+) activity
Source: RefSeq, a predicted model, not a curated record